Messenger RNA from Schizophyllum commune H4-8, 186 nucleotides. RefSeq lists its product as uncharacterized. The transcript has a single exon. The record is from RefSeq and is a predicted model, not a curated record. Lineage: Eukaryota; Fungi; Basidiomycota; Agaricomycetes; Agaricales; Schizophyllaceae. The annotation marks the transcript as partial.
AUUACCUUAAUCUCUGCCAAAGCGCUCUCUGCCUUGCUCAACCGACCACGCAUCAAGGCGGGACAGCGCAUCAAGCUCGUCCAGGUCACAGGCUCUUCGGUGAUAUCAGGGUAUGUCAAUCUCGACCUGUACUUCCACACACCUGAGGGACCAGUCAAAAUCGACGUCGAGGCUUAUGUAGUGCGC